ACAUGGUCCUCAUUGCUUGAUACUCUGGAGCAAGACACUGAGCGUGGUGUUCAUUACAAGUUGUUAUUCUUGCAAAGACACGGCGAGGCAUGGCAUAACGUCAUAAAGGAAAGAGUCGGUGAUGAUCGCUGGAAAACCGUUGGUGUUGAAGACAGCUAUGAUGGCAUCACUCUGUUUGACGAUUCCUUGACGAAGGAUGGGUUAUCGCAAGUGCGAGACCUCUCUACUAAAUGGGUUGAAGAGAUUGAGAAAGGGGCACCUCUGCCGAGAAGCCACUACAUCUCCCCUUUACAGAGGACGUUACACACACAUGAACUCACGUGGGGACCAUCACAAUCAGGGUUGAUCGUUGAGAGUCUUAGGGAGAGGUACGGUGUCUAUACGUGCUAUGAAAGACAUAACAAGUCAUGGAUCAGAGAUAAUUAUCCCAACUUGGAAUUUGAAGAUGGCUUUAGGGAGUUUGAUGAUCUCUGGGAAAGUGACAGAAGAGAGCCCAAGUGGCAUGUUGACAGUAGAGUUGAGCAUUUCCUGAAUGGCCUGUUCAACAACGAUGAAUCAACAGUGAUCUCUGUAACUUCUCAUGCGAAAUUUAUCAAGAGACUCUUGAAAUACCUGAAGCACCCGUCAUAUAAACUUCAACCAGGUCAGAUGCUACCAAUCGUUAUCAAA
Messenger RNA from Williopsis jadinii, 669 nucleotides. RefSeq names its product phosphoglycerate mutase family protein. The transcript has a single exon. Gene Ontology annotation, cellular component: cytoplasm. The record is from RefSeq and is a predicted model, not a curated record. The annotation marks the transcript as partial. Lineage: Eukaryota; Fungi; Ascomycota; Saccharomycetes; Phaffomycetales; Wickerhamomycetaceae. Gene Ontology annotation, molecular function: phosphatase activity.